Messenger RNA from Xiphophorus couchianus (Monterrey platyfish), 5156 nucleotides. It is a transcript of the gene lpin1a, whose product is annotated as lipin 1a. The coding region runs from base 205 to 3090 and encodes 961 amino acids. Gene Ontology annotation, cellular component: nucleus; mitochondrial outer membrane. Gene Ontology annotation, molecular function: transcription coactivator activity; phosphatidate phosphatase activity. NCBI's taxonomy places the organism in Eukaryota, Metazoa, Chordata, Actinopteri, Cyprinodontiformes, Poeciliidae. The transcript has 24 exons. The record is from RefSeq and is a predicted model, not a curated record. Gene Ontology annotation, biological process: fatty acid catabolic process; cellular response to insulin stimulus; triglyceride biosynthetic process.
AGGAAUAUUUCAGCCUUCAGAAGCAACCUUCAGCAGACAGAGAGGAUCUACGAUCAGAUGUCAGGGAAACUGAAUGAUGCAGAACGUUACCGAUGAUGUUUGAUCCGGACACUGACGCGCAUUAACGCUGAUGACAGAGUGGGAGGAUUGAAUGGCAGGAAGAUCCCGGAGCGCAGAGCUGCGUCAAUAAAUAAUCUACAGACCAUGAACUAUGUGGGUCAGCUGGCGGGCCAGGUGUUUGUGCAGGUCAAGGAGCUGUACAGGGGGCUCAACCCUGCAACGCUGUCUGGAUGCAUUGAUGUCAUUGUGGUCCGGCAGCCUGACGGCUCGCUGCAGUGCUCCCCGUUUCACGUCCGCUUCGGAAAGAUGGGUGUGCUGCGGUCCCGUGAGAAAGUGGUGGACAUAGAGAUUAAUGGAGAGCCGGUUAGUUUGCACAUGAAGCUGGGAGAGAAUGGAGAGGCUUUCUUCGUCACAGAGACUGAGGACACGCUGGAAGUGGUACCAGCCUACCUUGCAACUUCACCCAUCAUGACAGUGGGGGAGGAGUUAAUGCAGACCGAACUGGGCAGGGGUGCUUCUCACCAUCAUGACAACACCCCCUGCAGCACACUUCCUGUCCAGAGCCUGGGGCCGCAAGAUGGAGCGACAUCGAAGAAAAGGAGGAGGAGGAGGAGGAAGGCAAGGCCAGAAGGAGGAGGGGGAGCAGGGGGGAGAAGAGAGGACAGUGGGGAGGAGUUCUCAGAGGAUGAAGACAUGUUUACUAUUGAUCUGAGUUCGGAUGAGGAGAAAGACGGGGACAGCAGCAGACCAGCUUACAAUGAUCUGGAUCCUACAACCAACAGCAAUUCAUACCACAUGACCGAGUGGACUGAAUCACAGAGUAAUGUGAUUAAGAAGACUCUCUCCAUCCAUCCAUCCUUUGGUCUGUCCAUCUCUUGUCCUCAGAGCACGUCUCGCUGUUCUUCCCUUGCGGGCAGUCCAGAUGACUCGGCAUCAUCAACACCGAAGAGUGACUCAGAACUGACCAAUCAGACGAAUCCUGAAAUGCUGUGGACCUGGGGGGAGCUGCCACAGGCUGCACAGCCAUCCUUUCUUGCUUCUCACCAGAAGCAGGACUCAGCUGCAGCCGUCUCCAUCCCACUGACUGCAAGCAGCCACUUCAGAGCCAUCACGGACACGGGGUCAGCCCCGGAGGGUCCCUGUGGCUUAGAGUCAGCCCAGACCACUGCUGCUGACGGGACAAUGGACAUAGAAGGAAACAGCUGUGAGCCAUGGCUGAAGUUACAGAUUACAUCUGAGCAGAACUCUGGAGAAGAAAAUGUCAAAGAGGCUGAGAAUGUUGGCCCGUCAUCUAUGGAGGUGGAGACAGCUUGUUCGAUGUCUCCAAAGUCUCUCCCCGGUCAUCUAACUGAAGAAAGUUACAGAGAAAGUCCUGUCAGAAAUACUGAUUCGCCAUCGAAGAGGAAAGGUAAAAAAAGAAGCCAGCAUCUGGGGGCUGAUGGUGUUUAUCUGGAUGACAUUACGGACCUGGAGCCUGAAGUUGCUGCACUCUACUUCCCAAAAAGUGAUGGAGGAGGCAGCUCUACGAGGGGGGACUCAGAGAUUAUGAUGGACGUGAGGAGCACCAACCAGUCUCCUCAGUCAGUGGGCAGCAGCGGCGUGGACAGCGGAGUGGACAGUUUGUUGGACCAGAUAGCCGACCUGCCUCAUGUUGCCAUCUCUUUGUGCGGAGGACUGUCAGACAACAAGGAGAUCACGAAAGAGCAAUUCCUGGAUAGAGCAGUUUCUUACCAGCAGUUCUCAGAGAACCCGUCUAUUAUAGAUGAUCCUAACCUGGUGGUCAAAGUUGGAAACAAGUACUACAACUGGACCACGGCUGCUCCUGUUAUGCUGGCUAUGCAGGUCUACCAGAAACCCCUGCCACAGUGCUGGUGUCUGAGUUAUGUUUUUUCUGUUUUUGGCCUCUUCUCAUACUGCUUCCCCGGUCUGUUUGGCUCCACCACUUCAGAGCCUGCCUCAGUGGAGAAUAUCAUGAAGGAAAAGAUGCCUAAGAAAGGAGGACGCUGGUGGUUUUCAUGGAGACGGAGGAACAGUGACUCUAAGUCGGAAACAGCUGCAGAAACGGGAGACAGAGAAGAUGGCUCGCUUACUUUGACCUCAGAGAACGGUUUGAAAGAUGACUCCUCUUCAAGCGAUGAGGACCACACAUCAUGCAAUCAGAUGUCAGAAUCCUUUCAGCCGGAGCCUGUUUUAAACUCCGCCGCCGGUGUGUGUUAUAAGAAGACUCUACGGCUUACUUCAGACCAGCUGGUUAGCCUGCAGUUAAAGGAAGGGCCCAAUGAAGUGGUGUUUAGCGUAACCACUCAGUAUCAAGGCACGUGCCGCUGUCAUGGCACAAUCUAUCUUUGGAGCUGGGAUGACAAGAUUAUCAUCUCAGAUAUAGAUGGAACCAUCACCAGGUCUGACACUCUUGGCCACAUCCUUCCCACUCUGGGUAAAGACUGGACCCACCAGGGUAUUGCACGGCUCUACCACAGAGUCAGCCUAAACGGGUAUAAAUUUAUGUAUUGCUCAGCUAGAGCGAUUGGCAUGGCUGGGAUGACGAGGGGCUACCUGCACUGGGUUAAUGAAAGAGGAACCAUGCUGCCUCUGGGCCCGGUUCUGCUCAGCCCCAGUAGCCUCUUCUCUGCCUUUCACAGGGAGAUUAUUGAAAAGAAACCAGAAUUGUUCAAGAUUGAGUGUCUGACGGACAUCAAGCAUCUUUUCUACCCGAACACUGAACCUUUUUAUGCCGCCUUUGGGAACAGAGCCACGGAUGUGUAUUCGUACAAGGAAGUCGGCAUUCCUUUGAACAGGAUUUUCACUGUCAACCCAAAAGGAGAGCUAAUACAGGAGCAUGCCAAAACAAACAUUUCCUCAUUUGGACGCCUGUGUGAGAUGGUCGACCACGUGUUCCCAGUCCUGCUUCAAAAUGAGGAAGCAGACGUCCCCUCCUCUGACAGUUUUGAUCAAAACACUGACUGGAGGAAACAGUUGCCUGAUAGUAGUAGUCAUGAGGAGGAUGAAUCCCAGCCUAUUGAGGCAAACUGAAGAAGAAAAAAAACAUCGGAUAAAGAAUCUUCAAGACUGCAGCUUUGGCUUGUCCUGUUCAUGAUGACAGUAUCACAGGUUCACAUCUGAGCUCAGAGGUGAACAUUAUGCUACCAAAAACUGAGAUGGAAAAACGGCCUGAGGAUGUGUCUCUAAAAAUGGACGAUGAAAACAGGUCCUCCGCUAAAAGGUUACCCUUAAAUAGGUAAUUGUGACUUCUCGUGUAAAAUAAAUGAAUGUAUGUAUAACCAUGUAAACAGAAUAACUAAAUAAGUACAAAGUGGAAAUAAUAAUUAAGGGAAAAGAGGGACUCAUUUUCAGGAAAAAUAAUUGUGGAAAAGGAAAGUUUUGGGAAAAAAAGACAGAAAAAUGAACCUGAUACAUUUCAACAAAAGGUUGAGAUUUCCUCAUAAAGUAAAAUUAACACAUGGUUUAAAGCACAUAUGUAAAAGUGUACCAUCCCACACAUACACCACACUGCAGGAAAAUGUUUCCCUGCUCUUUUUUUCAGUCCCACAGACCUUUUCAUUUAGACUAACAGCAACAACCAAUACAGCUGAAUAAUAAAACUACAUUUCCUAUUUAUAAUGUAAUACGUAAGUUUAGGUUUUUAUGCAGUAUCUAUUUCUAUGUCUUCUUCAGGAAAGAAUUUUGAUAUUUCUACUCAACACUGGCAACUUACCACCAAAUGUUAUGCAGACACAAAAUGCAGUUUAGUAUGAUCUCAUGCACAUGUGAAUCUUCUAGACCUCUUAAACACAGCAUUACAUGACAGCCAUCCACGUUAUGCAAAAAAAAAAAAAAAAAAAAAAAUGAACCCAGGUAUUGUUUUCUAUGACAACAAAUUCCUCUGCAAGUGCGACAAAAUAUUUUGACCGUGCUACUGUGACAAAUUUGUCUAGUUUUCUGUUAUUGUGUUCAAGAUAAAUGCAGGACAAUGCAAACAAUGUUGUGUAACGUGGUAACUUGUGAGAAUGUAAUAUAUAAAUUACACAAUAUUCUAAUAACUAAUGUUGAUCAAUGCAAUUUUUUAUGUUUAUGUAGGACUGAGUAAAUGCAGAGUUUUGUAAUGCUCUGUACAUAGGCAGAUGAGUAAAACCAUGUAUGACGCUUACCCAUCCUGUUAUUGUAAAAACAAAAAACAGUGUAUAUUUUUGUGUCAACAUUUCUUUUCCGUUCUUUAUUUUGUAUGUAUGUGAUGCAGAAGCCUUGCUUCGUGUGUAGCUCUAACAGGGAGAAAACCACUGUAAAUAAUGUAAAUGUUGUUUGGUAGACAAAGUUACAAAAGAUUUUGAGAUGUUGUGCACCAUGCAGCAUUUUUCCUUUUAUUGUAUGUUUGUCUUUUAACUGGUUCUCAUUCAAAAGCAGCUAUUUAGUACAAUGUUGAAGCCAUUUUUGAGUAAAGCUGCAGUGUUUUAACAAAUGUUUUGACAUUUCCAAUUAGUUCCUCUGGCCUCUAGUUAUACAUUUGGUUGACUGAAAUGUCCCAGCAUAUUUCUUUUACCUUCCUUUAUAAAUCAACUUUAUAAAAAGAAUCACAGUAUAUAUUUUUUUUGCUUUUACAUUUAUUACUAUUGUUUAGUAAAAGACUAGAAAGGAUCCAAUGGGCCUCCCAGCUGAUCAUGAUUAUGUUGUGUUGUAGUUUAGUAAUUGUACGAGCUGCUUUAGGUCUGGUGCUGUAUUAAUCAGGAAUUUACCCUUUAAGUUAAAUGAGAUAUUAAGUAUCAAAGAGGCAUAUGUUGUAUGAGCUGUUGAAUUGUUAAAGAUCAAAUAAUAAUCACAUUUUAGAGAUCUGCUUUACUUUUAGGAAGUGGAAGAACUUAAUUAAAUCAGUGAUUACAACGUCUUCUCAAAUUAUUCUGUAAUUGUUAUGUUUUAAUUCUUUCUGUGAAAGAUUAUUUAAAAAUACUUAAAACACCUUUUCGGUCUCUCUUUAUUCCCAGUUAACUUGAUCACAUGUAAAGAUUGCAGUUUUUAAAGGAAACAGUGGUUUUACUCAGUGUUUCGUGAAAACUGUUCUUUGCAAUCCAAUCUAAAAUGCAGAAUAAACAAUUUUCAGAAAACUA